Pygoscelis adeliae (Adelie penguin) is the source of this 360-nucleotide messenger RNA. RefSeq names its product distal-less homeobox 4 (gene DLX4). The annotation marks the transcript as partial. The record is from RefSeq and is a predicted model, not a curated record. The transcript has 3 exons. Gene Ontology annotation, molecular function: RNA polymerase II cis-regulatory region sequence-specific DNA binding; DNA-binding transcription factor activity, RNA polymerase II-specific. Lineage: Eukaryota; Metazoa; Chordata; Aves; Sphenisciformes; Spheniscidae. Gene Ontology annotation, biological process: cell differentiation; negative regulation of transcription by RNA polymerase II; embryo development.
AUGCCGGCAAGCUGGCAGGGGAACGCGGAGCAGGAACGGGAGCAGGUUCCUGCGCCCGCCCCGGUGGGCUCGGAGGUGGGGGCGUCCCCUUGGCACAGGAUGGGGCUCAGGGAUGCUGAGAUCGACACCUUCAGACCCCCAACCCAAAACUCCACCUGCGCGAGGCUGCACGAGAAGCCCCCGGCCGUCGCCAACGGGGAGCUGCGCAUCAACGGCAAGGGGAAGAAGCUGCGCAAGCCGCGCACCAUCUACUCCAGCCUGCAGCUGCAAGCCCUCAACCAGCGCUUCCAGCAGACCCAGUACCUGGCGCUGCCGGAGCGCGCCGAGCUGGCAGCCCAGCUGGGGCUCACCCAGACCCAG